Molecule: messenger RNA, 1143 nt
Organism: Daphnia pulex (common water flea)
Lineage: Eukaryota; Metazoa; Arthropoda; Branchiopoda; Diplostraca; Daphniidae
Product: adhesive plaque matrix protein-like
Exons: 2
Coding region: 87-851 (254 amino acids)
Biological process (GO): intracellular iron ion homeostasis; iron ion transport
Molecular function (GO): ferric iron binding
Source: RefSeq, a predicted model, not a curated record
AUUAGUGAAGGUCUUGAGUCUUAUUUGAUCGUUGUCUCCUAUCGGUAAAAUAUAAGUACCGAGGCAGCAAAAUUUUGGAUAAUACCAUGGCAGGAAGAUUUGAAAUUCUCAAGUUUCUGGCGCCGGUCCUAUUGUCUCUGUUGGCCUUAGCUAUCCUAAAAUCGGACCUCAACGUAUCGGCAGAAAGUAAUUUGAGGGAUGUCAAUUACGGCACUGGAUACCGAAAUCAGAGAAGCGAUGUCAUCGAAGAGAGAUUUGGUUCACGUGACGGACACGGACACCACACUAAACAUCGCCCAUCGUUGCUAGCUAAACUCAAGCGGCCCAAAUCCGGCUAUGAUGCCCCCAAAUCGCAAUACAAACCGUCCAAACCUCAUCGACCAUCAAAGGCACACCACAAACCUAAAGGCAAAUAUGGUCCCCCCAAGUCACAACAUCGCGCACCUGUAAAAAGUUAUGAAUCUCCGGCCUACAGUUCACCUGCAUACAGUCCUCCUGCUUAUAGUCCUCCAGCAUAUAGCCCUCCUGCAUACAGUCCUCCUUCUUACAGUCCUCCUGCAUACAGUCCUCCUGCUUACAGUCCUCCUGCUUACAGUCCACCAAAAGAAGAGUAUGGCCCCCCUAAAAAAGAGUACGGUCCACCAAAAAAAGAAUAUGACGAACCUAAAAAAGAAAACAUACCUCCGAAAACCGAGUAUAACCCACCAAAGGAAGAGUACAAAGUUCCAAUUGAGCCGGCUUACAUCCCAAAACCACUAUCAACAGCGGUAGCGAACAAAGAUUCCAGCGGAUUUUUCACCAACCCUUCGGAUGGUUUCCCGAAUUUCUUCAAACAAAUCAUGCAAGGGUAAAACAAAGCAAAAAAAAAAUCUGAGUUUGGUUUAUUAUCACUAAAAUCACAAUUAUUCGAAGUGCAAAAACCACACUUUUAUUUUAAGAUAUUUACUGAUACCUCUUAAUUUAUUCAUCCCCUACCACAUUUACUUUCAACGCAGAACAUUUCGAUUAUCUAUCACCGUUUGUUAUGACCGUUCAUUCUUUAUUUCCGUUAUUGUCAUUUGUUUAGCGCAUACAAAAGAUUCCAGUUUCAAUAAACAUGUCAACACACAAAUGUUUGUGAGUUUAAUAAAUAGAGCAAUGAAA